CUACGAUAUACGAUCACGGUUACGAAGAAAAAUCACUUAUCGUGCAAGCUCAUACUUAUGGAUCUCGAUUGGAAUUCGUCACACUCCGUUUCUCUCCCCACGAUCACAACACCACCCAACCGACACGUUUCGUCGAUUCGAUUUGACCGUACGGGACGAGUCGCCGCGGCUAAAUAUCCUCCAACGACUCAAAAGCUUACGUAAAACCUAUAAACUUUUCCUCGUAUCGCCUGCCCACCAAUCUACUACCGCUUGACUAUUCGCUUGAUUAAUAACGACACGUGAGCCGAAGCACGGACGAGCGCGGACGGCAAAGCGUGGGCCCACCUUCCACGUCCAAUAUCGCUAACGCGCGAUCAAGAAUAAUAUUUUAACACCGGGUCUCCUCCUCCUCCUCGUCCCCCCCUCCCGCGUGUAACAGGUGCCUCCUAUGCUCCUAUACACAUCACUAUCGCGAUAAUUCGCGUGACUUCGUUUAUAAUUCCCAACCGAUGACGUGUUCCCUCCCGAGCGACUCGUUUCCGCGAAACGAGGCCCGUGUAAUUCCGAGGAAAAAUAUUCGCGAUUUCGCUUAUCGGCAAGGCCGUCGAGGGAGAAAUAGUGUCGAGUUUGUUGGAAUUUCGUUGGAGGGAGGGGUGGCAAGGUUGGUCGACGAUCAAAGAAACAAUUUGUCGGACGAAAAGGAACAGAGAUUUCAAGGGUCAGUGGGAACGCAAGGGAGAGGUGUGUGUGUCUACCAGGAAGAAAUCCCCGUUUUCUUCGAAAUAAAAGCAGGAGGGUGGGAAUAUAGAUGGAAAAGCUCGUUCCUAUCGUAUUUAUGAGCCAGCUCCGAAACACGUAUAUAUAAUAUGAAUAGAUAAUGUUACGUUUAAUAUAAUGUUUCAAAGCUUAGAAGUUUUGUACAGUAAAAUCGAGUGUGGAUAAAGAAACGAAGAUCUAAGGAAACCUGUUCACAAAAUCAAUACCGCGCUCUUAUUGAUAGAAGUUGCCGCGUGAUACUCGUUAAAAUUGCGACGAAGAUCGUGGCCCAUUCGCGAAAAUACGAGCGAGAAAUUGGUCGAAAGCUCGGGUCGCGCGCUCCUCGAACGAGAGAAGAAAUCCGUCCCCUUUGAACAUCCCCCUCCGUCGAUUCUUCCCGCGGGAAGAGGGAGAAAAAUACUUUCCUUCGAUUCUCCUCCUCUCUUCCUUUCGCUUCAUUCGUUCCCGGUGGAGAAUCGACACCCGAAAAUCGCGAGGCAUUGGCACGCAAUCAAGCGACGACAUUCUGUGCCGAAUCUUCGCGCACGGAGAAGGGUGGAGAGGAAACUCCACCCCUUCCCCUCUCCAAUCGAAUUAAUCGCGGCGUGUUAGCAGCUGUCGACGCGUCGUCGUUGCGACGGCUUCCGAGAAUUUCCUUUCCUUUCGUUCGUUUCGACAAUGCGGCGAAAUAGAGGACUGCCAUUUCUUCUCGAUCAAUAGGGAAAAGAUUGCACGAAACAACGAUUAACGAGGGCGCCCCCGCAGGACGGUGGAGGGAAAAGGGUGUAUCGAGGGUGUGCGCGCUCGUUGACAGGGUUGCUUUCGAAUAGAAUCGAUCGAAAAUCGAAUUCUCCGAUUGCAGGGUAGGGCAAGGUUGCAGUUGGAAUCGUUCGAGUUCGUGGCCAGAUCAUAAAGCUCUCGUUCUACUACGAGUGAAGUUGUACUACCGCGAAGACUUGUUCCCAACUUCUCGAGAAUGAAACAGUUGGACAAAAAAUAUUUGUUUAUCUUUUAUUAAGUCUUUCCAUCUCGACGCCUCGACGGAUAUUAUCUCUUUGCGAGACAAUUUUUAUUCGAUAAAUGUGAAAUAACGUGAAAUAGAAAUUUAAAUAACGCGAAAUUAGCCAAGUAUGCAAACUUCUACGUCUCUCGAAAAACGCCUCGUUGUUAGUCAUCGUCGAUUACGUAAUCUCAUCGCGUACGUGCAAGUGAACAUGUAGAUAUCUCCACAAAAGAAAAAAAAUAAGCAAGAUUAACGAUAUGUUUUCUUUUUGUUUCGUUUUUCUUUUUUUUUUUUCGGAGAACACGUUUUCAAAGUCACCGACAAGACAACGACUCAUUGGAACGGAAUGUGGCGUUGUUCCAUCGAUCAAUUUUCCUGAAGAAUUUUUCUUCGAGAAAAAUCAUCGAGUCGUUUUCGGUAUCGAUCGACUGUCACACAAUGUUUACGUGAAAAAGCCGAAUCGAUUAAAGAAAAAGAGAUUUUACAGAUUAAAACUCUGUUGUGCAAAGAUAUCACAAGUUUAUCUUUCAAAUUAUUCUUCCUUCUAUGUACGAAGUCUGCUCUUCUCGCUUCAUUUUACGUAAAAAUUAAUAUAGCGUGUUAGCGUAUAGAUUUUGCCAGACGGAAAAAAUACUCGUCCCCUCCUCUCUAUCAUUAAAAAUGGCUCCACAACUCGACGAGAACAGAAUACAUUAUUAUUCCCACUAACGACUAACAAACGUUCGUAUAAUUGGCGUAACGUUGCUCGGAUUACUAGUUUAAUAUAUAACUCGGCUAGAAUUCAGUUACAAGUACGCUUCACACUACUCGAACACGAAACAAAUUCAAAUAUUUAAACGUGGAGAUCAGACGAUCGUAGAGUUCGAAUACAUCAAGUCGGAGAAUUCAAUUGACGAAAUAUAAAUGAUCCAAGUACGUACGACUCAAAUAUGCAUGAUCCGUCUAGGAUGAAUCGAGAUAGGAUACCGAGACACAACCGAAAUUAUCCAAGUUCGAAUAACUGGGAGGAUAACCGUGAUUCCGACUAGGGAUCUGUAGUCCCUCAAGAAACAGUUCUUCGCGAAAUAACUUUCCAUCGAAAUUCCCGCCCGCCAACUUUCGCAUUAUCUCGAUCUUGUGUAAAAAUCUCAUCGGUUAAAUUUUUAUUUGUGCGAACACCCGAUAGACACGCACCACUUCGCGCGUAUUGCGUUUCUCUCCUCCCCUCCCUCUCUCUCUCUCCUUCUCGUUCCCUUGGCUGGCAGCAAACAACUUACAUAAUACCGUAUAUUUAUCCACCGGCACGAGUUUACUGCACUACCGACACCGUUCUCGCUCUGUCUUUCUCGUCUCGUAGUUCCGCCGCACGCAGCGAGGGGAAAAGCGCGAGCGUGGCCGAGCAUACGUGUUCAUUACGUAGCCCUGGAGCAGUCGGUCGACCGGGGAAAACACGUGACGCGUCGACGUCUCAUUAAGAAACGACGCCGGCGUUCGUUCCUUCUUUUCGACCCGGCCUCGUCACGAAGGGAGAGAUUAUUUAUCGACGCGUGCUCGUCCACCAGAGGCACGCCUAAUUAUCUUGGAUAACGUGAUUUGUGCUGUUCGAGUAUCUUUGUUGAUAUUUCGCAUAUAUCGAACGAAAAAAUUCGUUUUUCAAACGCGGACGACUAUCACCAUGAUUUGUAUCGAAUUUUCCCUCCCAACGAUUUCCGCUUCGUCGAUCGUAAUCGUAUUAUCUCUGUCUCUCUCGCACCACAGAUAUAUUUAUUCGUAUUUAUCUCGAGAUUCGAUUUCACCGUACGUAAAAUAUCGCUUUACGAUAUCUUAACAAUAUUAUAUCCACGACACGUAUCGAUAUUCGUCGAUAAUCUAUUUCGAAGCGUUUCGCGUAACGGGCAAACCUCCGCGUUUUUAAAAAUCUCCUCGAUCGAGACGUUAGAAUAGUCCCCUUGAAUAUCGUUUUCCUCGUCCACGAUAUUCCUCCAUCGCUCUAUUAUUCCAACCACGCGUACGACUCUACGGCUCGUUCGGAACGUAGUGAAAUUCCAGCCGGCGAGUAUAUCCAGUGGAUCUCAAAAAGCUCUAUUAUUCCAUCGAGCUCCACAUCUUUAUCGAGCGGAUCGAGAGCGCACACGCAUUCCUAUCGCGUAUCUCCGACAACGAGAUAACUCUCCCCCCCUCGAGUCUAGGAGGAGGAGAGGGGGGAGGGAGCGUCCACGGAGGAGGCGCGUUAUCGCCUCUUCACGAAGUUGCAAGCGCUCGUGCGAAGACACGCGCUUGAGAUAACAGCGCCAAGCGGGCGCUGAGAAUAGACGCGAGACGGUAAACAAGCGUCGAUGCCAGACGAUAGCGCACAACCUAGCCCAAGAAAAACCCGAUUGUCGAGCUAUAACGUUUCCGAUACGACGCAGAAGCGCGAGUGUUUACACGUCGCGGCGCGGACGUUUCCAUUCGUGGCAUGGUAGAGGGAAUCGUAGAUGCACGGGCUUCGACGAGGUCGUUCGAGCAUGGAGGGAGGGGGAAAAACUACGUUUGUUUUCGCUACCGAACACUACCGUGCGUGUGAAUUUAAUUGGAGAUUUGGGGAAGAUAAGAGAAGCUCGCGUACGCGUCCAAAUACACGCGUGUUCGAUUCGAAGAACGUUGACACGUUGAAUGAAAUAUUGUGAAAUGAUUUUUGUAAUGAAUUUAAAGUAUUCGCCGAUAAGAAGAAGUCGAGUUCCGCGACUGUGGAUUCGUGUGGGGGGAAAUUUAUGGAAUUUGCGUGUCGAUCGAAAGACGUGAAAUAUUCGAAGGAGAUUUUAUUUUACGCAUUGUGAUUUUUAUGAAUUAGAAAUUAGGUGGAGGAAGUUGUGAGGUUAGUUGCAGCCCGAGUCUAUCUCUAACUGCGGUUUUAUUAGCGGAGAAUCGAAACGUUACGUAAGAAUCUACGGAACGCAUUUGAUAUGCAAAAAUAUCCAAGAAAUUGUACACAUAUAUUACGAUUCUUAUGAAUUUAACAUAUUUCAAGCUAUAAAAAAAAAAGAAUAAUGUUGAAAUGUUAUUCAGCGAUGCAAAGUCCGUCGAGUUUUAUCGACGAGUCGUUGGAAAAUUAAAACAUUGUACGAGACAUCUACGGAACGCACUCGAUGCGAAAUUUUUAAAAUAGACCCUCCUUAAACGCAGUUUCGUAAAAAUUGAAAUUUGCACGACUCUUAUUCGCGAUGAUCGUAAGAAACGAUAGAAAGAACGACGAGUGCAAGGAGGACGAGUUACAUCGGCGAAGUAGAAUUGAUUUGUCUUCCACGAGAGGAGAACACACGAAGUCUCCUCUCCGCCACGAAUCGGCCAAUUAUUCGACGCGAAAGACUCGUUAUCCAAUUUGGCUAACAAGGAGAACGAUUGAACCGUCCGCCUCCUAUUUUAACGAGCUUCUGGAUGUCGCGAGCACACCGCGUUAUAUCUUUAACCCCCUUUUUCGAUCCGUUUAACAUUCCCGAUUCUCCUUCGCAUCCACUAGCCUAGAAAAUCGAAUAAAUCGCAAUUUGAAAAUGGUCAUUCGAUUCGAAAUCGAACUAAGAAUACAAACUACGAGGGAAGAAGAGAGAGGCGAUUUUGCACUCCAUAAACUCACCGAGGCAACGAUCCUCGGCAUCCCCGCGGCCAGAUAUUCAAACCGAUCGUCUUCGAUAUUCAUUCUAUUCGCCAAGGCCGAAUCGACGCGUUGGUUGCGGCGCAAAAGAACGAAAAGCCGGUCUCUCGCAAUGAUUCACGGAACGAGAAUGAGGAGGAUGUGUGUAUAUAUAUAUAAAGGGAGACCACGGUCCAUCACGUAGAGGGGGCGCGCGCGCGCGCGUAGCCACGUAGCCGGUUUAUUGCGCGCGAGCGAGCAAGUUCAUAAGAACGUGACGUAACAGAUAACGUGACACGACACCGUUUUCUCAAAUGGAUCGCGCGGGACAAUUCGCGUGGGCUAGCAUAAUAUCUUUCCUGAUCGUUGACGAGGUGUGAUACAACCUCGUCGAAGAUCGCCGCACUAACCUAGCGCAAUGGAAAAACCAGUCCUCUCCACACCUUCGUGGAGUCGCGAUAACGCGGGGGAGAGAGGAAACGGAUUCUCUUAAUGACACAAAUACGCGACCUUUUUCCACGGUUCAACGCGCUUCUGGGUUACGCUCAACCGUGAACUUUAUACCCCCGCGAGAUAGAGAACUACUAUCUCUGGGUCGAUGGGAAAGCUCGGAUUCCUUUUCUUUUCUGCCAUUCGAUAUUCCUUUUUCUCGCUCGAUUUUAAUUUAAAUUAGAAAAAUUAGAGGGAGAGACGCACACUUCGAAACAGCGAUCAUUCCUCGGAAUGUAAGGAGAACAAAAUAAUUUUUCACUUAAAAAUAAGAAGAGGGGGGACAUGAAAAAUACCAAGAGAAAGAAAUUGCAGAAAUGGAAGGAAAAUUUCAACUCGACGGGUAGUACGAGUUGACGAGGUCGGGGUCAACACGUCGCGGCAGAAGAGGCGAUCGUCCUAUGAGCGAUAACGAGAGUAGAAACCAACGAUCCAUCCACCAAUCAGAAUCUACGCAUCGUGUAGUGAAACGGAUAAACGAUAGACUCGUAGGGGAUACGUAUCGUUGCUUUAUCACAGAGUCGGUCGCCGAGCUACACACCACACACACACACACCACACAUAAUACAUAUGUAUAUAUAGUCGUAGAUGACUGGGGAGGGGGAAGAGCAUCUAGUGGCGUGUGUAUCGGUGAGCAGGCGCGUGCUGGUUGGCUGGCGCGUAAGAAUAGAGCUAGUAAAUAGCUCGGCCGGCUCGAACGAUAUUACUAACCUAGCCCAACGGUGUUACGACACGAGCCGAGUCGACCCUGACGCAAAAGUAGCAGCGCGCGCGCUAGCCUAGCCUAGGAGCUCGAGAAGCGGUCGUUGACUGAUUAUUUUAUGCGCUCGAUGCAAGUGCGCUACAUAACUCCGUCCUCUGUGUAGAUUCUGACUCGCCAAAUCGGAGCCCGAUUCGAAUCGUUCGUAUAACCGCUCGUCAAUUGAAUUUUUUCUCCAAUUUUGCAUGCGAAAACAAACGUAUUUUAAAGGUUAUGACGUGUUUACAUAACGAUCGUUGGUUUUUUCGUUGGUAAAAAUAUGCUUGAAAUUAGAUUAGGAGAUAUUUGGAGACAAUUUUUUGUGGUAGAGAAAUAAAGUAAACAACGAUGUAAGUUGAUCGGUAUCGAUACGAAAUUAUCGAUACAACAAUUUUUGGAAUGUUUAAGAUAUAAGAAGAUAAUGAUAUUUCCGCGAAAUACAAAGAAAAUUGUCGGGGAAAUUGCUCGACGAUAAAAAUACCACGAGGAAUUGGUAAAAUUUCAAGUUAAUUUGGACCUAUUUAAUCGAUCGUUUUAAAAUUGUUACGCAAGUCAAGGUUAAACUUUUAUCGAAUUUUUAUUCGUUAUUAUAUUGUUUUUAACGAUUGUCUUCAAGGAUGAUAGAUAAUUUAACGUAUAUAACGUGUAUACAUCGGUUUAAAAAAUUCGAAAACAUCAGAAUUUUGACAUUAGAAGCGGAAACAAGUUCAGGAAACAGAAAACAAGAAAAAGAAUAAUCAUGUUUCGAUACAUUUCCGUCUACGUUCUCGUUGCUAUCAUCGUUUAUAUCGAUGCGAAAGGUGUCCCAAUAUGCGGACACAAUGAAAAACCGAACAUAUGCGGAGAAGGUCUCUGUCCACCAACUUGCUGUAAUCCAAACGGAAUAUGUCCCCCCUUUAUAGGUAUAGGACCUGUUUGCACAUGGUCUACGACAGGAGGUUGUCGAUGCGUUAACGGCACCAUUAAAAACGAAAAUAAUAAUUGUGUACCGCUUUCAGAAUGUCCACCUGGGAUUUGUUCUGAAAAAUGAAUUCAACAAUGUUAAUCUAUAUAUACCUAUCUAUAUCAGAAAAGUAGAAGAUAAAUAGAAGAUCCUCGUAUAGCUAUCACUGUCCAAGUAGAAAAUAAGUCUUGUGUCAAAUAAAGAGACUAUAAUACCUAAUAAA
This is a messenger RNA of Apis cerana (Asiatic honeybee), 7724 nucleotides long. Its product is annotated as venom serine protease inhibitor-like. The record is from RefSeq and is a predicted model, not a curated record. NCBI's taxonomy places the organism in Eukaryota, Metazoa, Arthropoda, Insecta, Hymenoptera, Apidae.